GUCGUCAACUACGGCGCCGAGUGGUGCAAACACUGCGCAAAGUUGACGCCCGCGAUCGACGCGCUGCGCGAGCGCUGGGGCGGCGAGGUCGCGUUCGUGGACGCGGACGUGGACGCGCUGCCGUUCACGGCGCGCGCGGUGCGAUGGACGCCGACGGUGGCGUUUUACAGAAACGGACGGUUGGUGGACGAGUGCGAGCGAGCAAAGCCGACGCAGGUGGCGGAUCGCGCGUGGUUGCACGCG
Messenger RNA from Ostreococcus lucimarinus CCE9901, 243 nucleotides. RefSeq lists its product with no specific name. The transcript has a single exon. Lineage: Eukaryota; Viridiplantae; Chlorophyta; Mamiellophyceae; Mamiellales; Bathycoccaceae. The annotation marks the transcript as partial. The record is from RefSeq and is a predicted model, not a curated record.